This is a messenger RNA of Bubalus bubalis (water buffalo), 2403 nucleotides long. RefSeq names its product chromosome 3 C9orf43 homolog (gene C3H9orf43). The record is from RefSeq and is a predicted model, not a curated record. The coding region runs from base 737 to 2143 and encodes 468 amino acids. Lineage: Eukaryota; Metazoa; Chordata; Mammalia; Artiodactyla; Bovidae. The transcript has 14 exons.
GUGCUUUGCGCCGCUGCCUGGCGACGGAGCGGCCGGGCGCCUAGCGUGGGAGACGGAGGCGUGGACUGAGCCGGCGGGGCGGGGCUCCUUCGGACGAGAGGCGGGGCUCCUCGCCCACUGCUUAGCUCGUCUGGAGCUGCGACUUCCCGCGGGCCUUGGCGUGCUAAUAACUUGGUUUCUGCUUUGGUUUAGAGGAAUCGCGGCCAUCUGUUGCCGCAUUCUCCCACUAAUCUUUUUAGCCUUCUCAACUUUGUAAUAAUGGUAUUAAGGAUAGCUGUUACCUAAAGUUUUUUAAUACAAACUACUUUGCCAGCAUGGUGCUAAAGCUGGCAACAUCGACACAGGCAUGACUAGACCUCUGGGCUCAAUUCGGGCUGGUUGGGUAACAAAAGGGCAACACCCAGCCGUUUGUAAGAGUAACGUAACUUUACAUAAGCAUUCAAAAACAAACCCUGUUACAGUUGUAUUUGUUUUUUGUUUCAUUGAAUUGUUCAUCGUGCAUCUUUCCUAGUCAAAAAUAUUUUUCAUGGUUUUGCAGUGGCUUUUUAAGUUCUAUCAUUUUUCUAUUACAUAUGUAGAAAUUGUCCUCACGCUCACUGAGCAGAAAUUGUUUCUUUUUUUUUCCCUUGAAACUUGCUAUUUCAGGUCACUUUUAGUUUUCCUGUGUGUGUUAGAGAGAUGAACACAGAGAACUAUUUGUCUGUUAUAAGAAAAAGAGCAGCAAAAGCGGUGAUAAAUGGCAACUGAAACUGCUUCAUAUACAGAUGAUAGAGUUUGGUGGGAUAUGGAUUUGCCAGAUAAAAGCCAGUGGGAUGAAACCACCUGUGACCUGGCUGGCUGUCAGCAUCCACAAUGCUGGGCAACUAUCCGCCGGAUUGAGAGGGGCCACCCUCGACUUCUGGACUCCUCCUCCAAAUCUUUUCUGGAUGCUGAAGACAAGCUCCCAGUGCUUACCAUUGUAAACAUCGCAGAUUCCUGCUUCCCGGCCAAGGGAGUUAUUUGUCGGCGUCACUUACCAGGAUUUACCUUCACAAAGGCUCGCUCACUAUUGAGUUCAAAGUUUGACUCCAAGUUUGAAGGCAGGAAGGAUUUACCUGACAGAGACUUAAUGAACCGUGCUGAUAGAUCUCCCAAAGUAAGUCACAGAUUAAAAAAGCUAUCAGUGCUGAAUUUGAAUGAGACAAAGCUUCCUUGUCCUCAAGAUGUAGGAAAUAUGGAUGUCAUCUGGAUCCCAGAGAAGCAUGUGAGCCCAGCUGAGGAGAAGCAUAUUAUUUGCAGCCAGGAUGGGAAUAUGAACAGAAAGAAAUCUCCAGGGAAACACAAGUUGGAACUUCCAGGGAUAAUUAUACCGCCUCCCACCCCAGCACACUUGUAUGAGCAACUAAGUUCAGAAUCCUUACCUUUAUGGAACCAAUUUGACAUGUUGCCUCAGGAUCUACUGAAGGACCUCUUGCUGGAUAAAGGGAAAACCAUACUUUAUCCAGAGAUGCGGACACAGUUGGCCAUGAUGAAAAAGAAACCUCCCUUGGAAAAGAGCCGACCCAACAGUGCCAUUUCUGCUAAGAUGUAUCUAUCUGUACACCGUCUCACCCUACAAAAACCAGCAUUGCGAUAUCCUGAACAUUUGAAGAAACACUAUUCUAACCUGAAAACGGAUGGUCAUAGGAAGCAGCAGCGGCAGCAACAGAGGAAGGCGAAGACAGCCACUAGGAAACAGGAGGCUAAAAGGAGAUGCAAGAGUGAACCAGGGAGCCACAACACCUCGCACAAACAUUCAGGUGCCAUGGUUUGUGACCCACGCUGUGGUCACAAAACUCUACGAGGUCAGGAAAGCAACAAAAAGCAGCAGCAGCAGAUGAAGACAGAAGGCCCCACCUUGAAACAGGAUUCCACAGAGAGACCACAGACAAACGUUGCUAAGAAAUCCCUGGACUCCUCCCGCAGUAAGAAGAGUCCCGAAUUAUCCCAAAUAGAAUACACUAAGAAGGACAUCAAGACUCAGAUGGAGAUUUUGCUGGAAGACCAAAUGAGGUCCCCAAAGAGUGCUUCUAGCAUUAGCUGGAACCCGGAGCUCAAACUGCUGAGGAUUCUUCAGGCCACAGAUGAAGAGGACGAGGAGACCCACCCCUCGGGCACAGAGUGAAGUGUCCGAGGUGUAGGCGGAAGGAUGCUCGGGCUCCCAAGCACAGCGGCCUUGGACAUGAGGGCAGGAAGGAGCGAGGACUUCGACUCCCUGGAGCCCUUGCCAGGGUCUGACCUUAGGGAUUCUGUUUUCUUCAUUUGCUUCUACUUGCUUCUGAAAUAAAUGAGAGAGAGAAAAAGCCCUUUCUAACUUAGAUUGUUUCUGUCCCUUUAGGGCCCAGGGUAAUUUUAAUGAUUAAACACAGCCGCUGCUUAUCAAUA